This is a messenger RNA of Tribolium madens (black flour beetle), 1827 nucleotides long. RefSeq names its product T-complex protein 1 subunit theta (gene CCT8). The transcript has 4 exons. Gene Ontology annotation, biological process: protein folding. Gene Ontology annotation, cellular component: chaperonin-containing T-complex. Bases 97 to 1731 code for a protein of 544 amino acids. The record is from RefSeq and is a predicted model, not a curated record. NCBI's taxonomy places the organism in Eukaryota, Metazoa, Arthropoda, Insecta, Coleoptera, Tenebrionidae. Gene Ontology annotation, molecular function: ATP binding; ATP-dependent protein folding chaperone; ATP hydrolysis activity.
CACUAAAUUAGUCACCGAAAGUUCACAUGUUCAUUGUUGUGCAAAAUCAUUCGAUUAUUCACAUUUUCCUUGUUAAUUAAUAAUUCAAACUCAAAAAUGGCUCUUCACGUCCCUAAAGCCCCGGGCUUCGCCCAGAUGUUAAAAGACGGAGCGCGGUACUACUCUGGUCUCGAAGAAGCAGUGAUUCGAAAUAUCAACGCUUGCAAAGAAUUUGCCCAAUCCGUGCGUUCAGCUUAUGGCCCCAAUGGCAUGAACAAAAUGGUGAUUAACCAUCUUGAGAAGCAAUUUGUGACCAGUGAUGCUGCCACGAUAAUUAGGGAACUCGAUGUUGAACACCCUGCCGCCAAACUGAUGAUUCUUGCGAGUCAAAUGCAAGAUUCUGAAGUGGGUGAUGGCACAAACUUUGUGAUUAUCUUGGCUGGGGCUCUUUUGGAAGCUUCCGAAGAACUUAUCAGGUUAGGGGUUACACCAACUGAAGUUGCAGAGGGUUAUGAGAAAGCCCUUGAAAAGUGUCUUGAAAUUCUUCCAAAACUAAUCUGCUACGAAAUCAAAGAUUACAGAAACUUGAAUGAAGUGGUUAAAGGGAUUAAAUCAUCAAUCCAAUCGAAACAGUAUGGAAAUGAGGACUUUCUUGCUAGUUUAGUAGCCAAAGCGUGUGUUUCAAUCCUACCUGAAGACACCACAUUUAAUGUUGACAAUGUGCGUGUUUGCAAAGUAUUAGGUUCAGGUCUGCAAAACUCCCAAGUUGUCCAAGGAAUGGUCUUUAAAAGACAAGUCGAAGGAGAAAUCACUAAAGUACAGAACGCUAAAGUUGCUGUUUACAGUUGUGCAGUUGACGUAAUGCAAACUGAGACUAAAGGAACAGUUCUGAUUAAAACUGCAGAUGAGCUGAUGAAUUUCAGUAGGGGAGAGGAGAAUCUCUUGGAAAUACAGAUCAAGUCUAUUGCUGAUACUGGAGCAAAAGUGAUUGUCGCUGGCGCUAAAUUUGGAGAUAUGGCCUUACAUUACAUCAAUAAGUAUGGAUUGAUGGCAGUGAGGCUUAAUUCUAAGUUUGAUGUGAGAAGACUCAGCAAAACGGUUGGGGCGACAGUGCUGCCACGUUUGACGGCCCCCACACCCCAAGAAUUGGGUUAUUGCGAUGUAGUCUGUGUUGAGGAACUCGGGGAUACCCCCAUUGUAGUCUUCAGACUUGAAGGCAAACAGUCUCGCAUUUCCACCAUAGUCGUUCGUGGCGCUACUGACAACUAUAUGGACGACAUCGAACGAGCUAUCGACGAUGGUGUCAACACUUUCAAGGGUAUAUCACGUGAUGGGCGUUUCCUAGCCGGCGCAGGGGCUGCAGAAGCCGAGUUGGCUCAUCAGUUAACUCAGUACGCUGAUACUCUUCCCGGUUUGGAACAAUACGCCGUGAGAAAAUUUGCAACAGGGUUGGAAAGUUUUUCUAAGACUAUUGCAGAUAACAGCGGACAUCGGUCUACUGUUGUUUUAGAAAAAAUUCUACAAGCUCAUCAGAAUGGACAGAAAAAUGUUGGAGUUGAUAUCGAUGCCGAAAGCACGAUUUGUGACGCUUUAGAAAAGAAUAUUUUGGAUUUGUAUUCUUGCAAAUAUUGGGGGUUGAAAUAUGCAGUGGGAGCUGCAGCGACGAUUCUUCGAGUUGAUCAAAUUAUCAUGGCGAAGAGGGCCGGAGGACCCAAACCGAGACAAGCAGCAGGAAGCGAUGACGAAUCAUAAAUAGUUUUUUUUUUAAUUCGUUAACAAUACUUAAAUGUUUUGUAUUUGCACUUUCACAUGUAUUAUUUAACAACUAAUAACAAGUAUCAAAAAAUA